Trichoplax adhaerens is the source of this 369-nucleotide messenger RNA. RefSeq lists its product as uncharacterized. The coding region runs from base 1 to 369 and encodes 122 amino acids. The record is from RefSeq and is a predicted model, not a curated record. Lineage: Eukaryota; Metazoa; Placozoa; Uniplacotomia; Trichoplacea; Trichoplacidae. The transcript has 5 exons.
AUGCAUGAUGAUGAUGGGGAUAAUCAAGAGUAUUAUCCUAUUAUGGUCGUUAAAGAAAAGACGGAUUGCAAUAUCGACUGCCCCCUUUUGCUUUAUUGUCCUCUCUUCAGGAUGCCUUACGGGAUCGAUUCGAUCAAUCCAACAAGCAAUAAGGAUUCAUUUUUUGCCAAUCCAUUCCAACAGCCGGCCACCAUCGAUCACGGGAACAUGGAUACAAGCGAUGAUUUAAUGAUGGCCAUUCAGCAAGAUGAAGCCCAAUUUGAGCAAUUAAAGCGAAAAUUAGAAAGCGAUAGAAAAGAUGUUGCCGAUCAACUGGAAAAGCCGGUAGUACUACCUCCAUCUCCGGCUAAUCCUAUCCUCAUCGAUUGA